Messenger RNA from Sardina pilchardus (European sardine), 2688 nucleotides. RefSeq names its product carnosine dipeptidase 1 (gene cndp1). Lineage: Eukaryota; Metazoa; Chordata; Actinopteri; Clupeiformes; Clupeidae. Gene Ontology annotation, biological process: proteolysis. Gene Ontology annotation, molecular function: metallodipeptidase activity. The record is from RefSeq and is a predicted model, not a curated record. Gene Ontology annotation, cellular component: cytosol. The coding region runs from base 820 to 2286 and encodes 488 amino acids. The transcript is spliced from 12 exons.
UCAUUACCAAGUGGGCCGGGUAGGAAAACCUGUCUUUGUGGGCCACCCAAAUUAUGGCGUUGUCAAAAUUGACUAGCCUAACUAACUGUGGUUACGACAUGCGUUUAUGAUUGUCCAGCUACAUUUAAUGUUCAGUCAAAUACAUUCACAAACACUGCGGGACAUGCAAUGCAGCAAUAGGCUCUCAAAACAAUUCCAGACAUAAUAUGCAGAGCAGAUCCAGAUUACUUUUUCAUAUGCUCAUAUACUGUAUUGUAAUGCCUCAAUCAGGUAAAUAACCAUCACACGCAUUUUUUGUUUUUGUUAAAGAGCCUCGGUAAAAGGCAAUGUCCAGGCUAGAGGAUAGCGUUCUCCAAGGGCUAGGCUACUCCUUUGACUUGUAGCCUAUGCCACUUAAAAGUAAAUUCCUUCAUAACGAAAUGCAUUGCAAAGUAAACAGGUUUAUUGCUUGGUGUUGAUACCAAUGUUAACAAUAGGCUCCACUGGAACUGGCGGUUUUCAUCAUCAAAUGUGUGUUUCGCUGGUUGAAUGGCCCUGUAUUAUGCAAAAACUAACAAUCUGCUUUCCACAGCAGAAACUUGACCUGUGGCAUGUUUGACCAUGUCGAAACGCAGCGUGCGUUUAUUGUUCGCGUGCACUGUUGUUUCUAUCCAGGAGAAAAUUGAGUGUGGCAGCUUAGUUGGCUGAUUUUCAAGAACCUUUCAUUAAGUGGUGAUGACCCUCCAGGAGGUCUUCUGGGUCCACAACUUGAAGUAGCCUAGGCUAUAUAACACGCGCCAAUGUGAGAGCACCAGCUCGGCCAAACUUUACCCAAACAAGAUGUUUGCCGUUACUUUACUCGCGGUAAUACCUGCAAUAAUAAACGCUCAUCCAUUUGAUGAACUACACCAAUAUGUGGAUGAUCAUGUGGAGGAUUAUGUAGAGGCUUUGAGGCAGUGGGUGGCGGUGGAGAGUGACUCCAGUGAUGUCACCAAGAGGCCAGACCUACACCACAUGAUGGACGUGACUGCUGAGAAGCUAAAAGGCAUGGGGGCGGGGGUGGAAAUGGUGGACAUUGGAACACAAGAGCUUCCUGAUGGCACAACCCUCCCUCUACCGAAAGUGGUCACUGCCCAAAUCGGUAACGAUUCCAAUAAGCACACAGUGUGCAUCUAUGGACAUGUGGACGUUCAACCAGCUAAGAAGGAGGAUGGGUGGGCCACUGAUCCUUAUAACCUGACUGACAUCGAUGGGAACCUUUAUGGUAGAGGAGCAUCUGACAAUAAGGCUCCAGUCCUGGCAUGGAUACAUGCAGUGGAGGCCUACCAGGCUCUGAAUUUGGACCUGCCAGUAAAUGUCAAGUUUAUCAUUGAGGGGAUGGAGGAGACAGGCUCCAAUGGUCUGGACUCAAUGAUAGUGGCAAAGCGGGACACCUUCUUCUCCGAUGUGGAUUACAUCAUCAUUUCAGACUGUGGUUGGCUGAGCCGGAGACCUGCGCUUACCUAUGGUACCCGGGGAAACUGUUACUUCUUUGCAGAGGUCGAGGGACCUAAGCAGGACUUACACUCUGGAGUUUACGGGGGCACUGUGAUCGAACCCAUGACAGACCUAAUUGGCAUCUUAGAUACUUUAAUUAGCCCCAGUGGAAAGAUCCUUGUACCUGGGAUCAGAGAGGCUGUGGCUCCCUUCUCUGAUGAGGAAUGGAAAAUGUACCAGGACAUUGAGUUUGACGUGGAGACCUAUAAGUCUAAGAUUGGCCUCGAUCAACUCAUGUACAACAACAAAGUGGACUUACUGGCUCAUCGCUGGCGCCAUCCCACCGUAUCCAUACACGGCAUAGAGGGUGCCUUUUCUGCUUCUGGCUCAAAGACAGUCAUUCCUGCAAAGGUCAUCGGCAAAUUCUCCAUCCGACAGGUCCCUGAUAUGGACCCCGCUAUGGUCAAAAAGCAGGUGACAGACUACUUGCACUCAGUGUUUUCCAAACGGAAGAGUCCCAACAAGUUAACGGUUACCAUGAUCAUUGGGGCCAAACCCUGGUUGGCAGACACCAAGCAUCCUCUGUAUGAGGCAGGAAUCGCAGCCGUGAAGAGAGUGUUUCAGGUGGAGCCAGAUCUGAUUCGUGAAGGAGGCACAAUUCCAAUUGCUCGGACCUUCCAAGACGUGACAAAGAAGAACAUCAUUAUGCUUCCCAUUGGAGGCUUUGAUGACGGACUUCACUCCCAGAAUGAGAAAAUGAGCAGGUACAACUACAUUGAAGGGACAAAGCUGUUCAUCUCCUAUCUUCAUGAAGUAGCUGAAAUCAAGUAAACAUCUUAUGUGUUGAAUGAAUGAAGGACAACCUGUGCUGUCUUAUAUUCUUAAAUACUGUUGAACAUUAUUCGCACUAAUAUACGGUUGACAGUAAGAUGACAGUUUUCACUAAGAGGCAUCAUUGUUACUGCAUUAUUUGUGUCAGUAGGUAUCUCUAACUGAUCAACGGAGCAGCAUUUAUCUAUGUAUGUUUUUUUUCCUGUUGAUAAUGUAUACAACUGCCUCAUAAAUAAAGACGUUCUGAAAGACUUCCCAGAUAUAAGUCAAGUAAACAUAUUACUCAGCAAUAUUAGCAAAUAUUUUAUUUUUUGUUGUUUAAUGGAUGUUGUUCAUAUGAGUCUUUAUGAUUACACAAGUGGUUCCCACCACAAACAGUCAACAUGUCUCCGUCUGGUAUUA